CAACAAGCACUGGGAAACCCCGUAGCGAGCGGGUUUUGCAAGCAAAGUUGGGUGGAGGAGGAGGAGGAGCUAAACUAGGUGGCCGCGUAUAUAAGGAAGAUCACAGCUCUCCCAGGCACACGAACAUCCUUCGCUUACAACAUGAAGGGUCUCGGUCUUGCUCUGUGCUGUGUCCUAGCGGUAGCGUCAGUCGACGGCCAGCGAAGUCAACGAGGUCAGGGAGAUAAGAGAUUCCUUCAUGGAGGAGUUUCCGGAGGCUUUCCUGGCGGUUUUCCCGGAGGAAGCCCUGGCGGUUUCCCCGGAGGGCAUCCUGGCGGCUUCCCCGGAGGGCAUCCUGGCGGUUUCCCUGGUGGUUUCCCUGGCGGUUUCCCUAGCGCCACAGCCCCACCCGCCACCUGUAGGCGCUGGUGCCGAACUCCGGAGCAGCAAGUUUACUGUUGCGAAACGGCGUUUGAACCUGAGGCCCCCGUGGGCACCAAGCCACUUGACUGUCCUCUAGUCCGACCCACCUGCCCACCGGUACGUUUUCUUCAACAACAGGGACCAGUACCUUGCUCCAGUGACUUCAAGUGCGGCGGCCUUGACAAGUGCUGCUUCGACAGGUGUCUCAAAGAACACGUGUGCAAGCCGCCUUCUUUCUAUAACCAAUUCGGCUGAAAAGAAAAAUUCAACAUGCUUAUUGAUUCAUGUAGUGUCCAUGAUUAAUAAAUAAUUUCUAAAAUCUUGA
Molecule: messenger RNA, 727 nt
Organism: Penaeus monodon (black tiger shrimp)
Lineage: Eukaryota; Metazoa; Arthropoda; Malacostraca; Decapoda; Penaeidae
Exons: 2
Coding region: 142-657 (171 amino acids)
Cellular component (GO): extracellular region
Molecular function (GO): peptidase inhibitor activity
Source: RefSeq, a predicted model, not a curated record